This is a messenger RNA of Adineta ricciae, 1824 nucleotides long. Lineage: Eukaryota; Metazoa; Rotifera; Eurotatoria; Adinetida; Adinetidae. The record is from the annotation of a GenBank genome assembly.
AUGCUUGAAUCUGUUCAAAGUCCUAACACAUCCGAUCUGUUCAGCGACCACAAAAAGCUAAUUAUAUUCGUCGUUGUUUCAAUUACUUUCAUUGCACUACUAUUAUACACGUUAACGCAUAAUAAGCAAUUUGUAUCUCGUGAAAUCGUUGCACUACGAACACUUACUCCAUCGUCGAUGAACUUAUCGAUGGAAAAACAAGGUAAAUGGAAAAAGAAUCAACUGGUUGUCAUACCUGCUAUCUGGAAAGAGAUUGAUUGGGCCAAUAGUUUAUCUUGGCCGGCUUGGCUACGCCAAGGUCUAGAACAAUCUCACAGUUCAUCAUCACAAUCUUAUCGUGUUCAUCUCUAUCAACGAAUCGAUCCUAAUUCUACUGCUCCAUACAACUGGCCAUAUUGUCAGAACGUACACGAAGAAGCAGGUGUGUAUCUGAAGUUCAUCUACGAUUAUUAUCAUGAUUUACCCGAUCGAAUGCUAUUCAUUCAAGGCAAUCCGACCCGUUAUUCACAAUAUCCGAUCGAAAAAACUCUAUGUAUUCGUGACGAUGUUCACUAUGCAAAUAUUAACCUUUUCUGGAUUAAAAAAAGGAAAUGGUCAGAAUGGAAUCGAGAUCCUACGAAUCAUAUAAGCUUGAUGUACGAAUGUGCUGUUCGUGUAUUAGAAUUAUUUGGUUUCGUUGGAGCAAUGCAAGUCAAUCCAGACAACAAGAAGCCGGUAGAUGAGAAUACAGUUACAACUUUAUGUUGUGCCCAGUUUUACGUAACGAAAGAAAGAAUUCGUCAUUAUACAUAUAAACAAUGGACAGCAGCUUUUCGUGCUAGCCUUCAACCCUUUUGUACAACGUCAGACCAAGAGGGCAUAACAUAUUUUAGAGAAAGUUUCGAACAUCUUUGGCAUGUGAUACUUGGACUUCAAGCUGUGAAUAUGCCUCUAGCGGUAUCUAAGACUAAUACUGAUGCAUGUCAUACAUAUCAAAAACAAAGCAGAUGGAAAAACAAUCAACUGGUUGUCAUACCUGCCAUCUGGAAAGAGAUCGACUGGUCCAAUCGUUCAUCAUGGCCUGCUUGGUUACAGAAAGGACUGGAGCCGUCUAACAGUUCUUCACCACAGCCAUAUUGUAUUCAUCUCUAUCAACGAAUCGAUCCCAGCUCCACUCCUCCAUACAAUUGGCCAUAUUGUGAGAAUGUGCACGAAGAAGCAGGUGUGUAUCUGAAGUUCAUCUAUGACUACUAUGACGACUUGCCCGAUCGAAUGUUGUUUAUUCAUGGUAAUCCGAUUCGUCAUUCGCCAUAUCCGAUUGAAACAGCACUCUGCGUGCGUGAUGACGUCCAUUAUGCAAAUAUUAAUUUUCGGUGGAUUGCCGGGAGGGAUUGGAGAGAAUGGUCCUCAGAUCCAGCGGACAACAUAAGCCUGAUGUACAAAUGCGCUGUUCGUGUAUUAAAUUUUUUCGGUUUCAACGCUAGUAUCCAGCUUAACAGUGGUGGUGAUACGCUUUUAGAUGCAAAUGUCAUCACGACUUUAUGCUGUGCACAAUUUUAUGUGACAAAAGAAAGAAUUCGUCAUUAUACUUAUAAACAGUGGUCAGCAGCUUACCAUGCUAGUCUUGAGCCGUAUUGUACAACGGCAGCCGAUCGCGAAACACCAGGUAAAGAUGAUACAAAAUAUUUUGGUGGAAGCUUCGAGCAUCUCUGGCAUGUGAUACUUGGACUUCAUGCAGUGAAGAUGACAGUACCAAAAUUCGGAACGAAUAACGAUCCAUGUCAUACAUUCCGUCCAUCUUGCAAAGGCUCACCUUGUGUUCGAAGUGGACUUCUGUCUGCUUGA